GCCGGCCGUAGAGGAUUAUGGGCCCGCGCAGGAAGUAGCGGGGAGGGACGCCGCUCUAUUCCCACCUUCCCGGCUCGUUUCGGGUCGCCAUUUUUUACUCCGGGAAGCGCGUGGAUCUCGUGUCGUUUCGUAUCGCGUAAUUUUACGGAAAUACUGACUUGGUUCUCAAACGGGCCGAAAUGCCGGGUUUUAGUAGCGUGGGCACGUUCAAAAUCUUCAUCGGUAACUUGGCCGACAAGACAGCAAACGGCGACAUCAAGCCGCUAUUUGAAAAGUACGGGAAGGUCGUUGAGUGCGAUGUUGUCAAGAAUUACGGGUUCGUGCACAUGGAAAAUGAGGAAGCAGGUAGAAAUGCAAUUCAGAAUUUGAGUGGGCAAAUGGUACAUGGCCAGCCAAUAAAAUGUGAGGCUGCUAAAAGUCGUAAAGGCCCAAAUACUCCAACCACGAAGAUCUUUGUCGGUAACCUCACAGACAACACGAAAGCACCCCAGGUUCGUGAGCUGUUUGCGAAGUUUGGUACGGUGGUUGAAUGUGACAUUGUGCGAAACUAUGGAUUUGUUCACCUGGAAGCAACCGGGGAUAUAAAUGAUGCCAUCAAGGAACUCAACGGACAAAUGGUAGAUGGUCAACCAAUGAAAGUCCAAGUCUCGACAAGCAGGGUACGGCAAAGGCCGGGUAUGGGUGACCCUGAGCAAUGCUAUCGCUGUGGACGUGGUGGUCAUUGGUCCAAGGAAUGUCCCAAAGGUGGAAUGGGUGGCGGGCCGGAUAGAAAUGGCUUUAGGGAUCGAAUGUUUGGACGUGAUCCUUACCCACCACCCCCACCACCACCUUUUCUCCGCGAUAGACUCAUGGGAGGUGGUCGCUUUGGUGAUUACGAAAGCUACUACGACAGGCGAGGAUUCGACGACUCAAGAGACCUUUACGAGAGAAGAUUCUCUGGUAUGGGAGGUCCUCGUGACAUGGGAAGCUCCAUGCGCGGGCGUGACUUUCCAAUGCCGCCACUUCCACCAAGACGAGAUCCCAUGCCGCCAAUGCCUCCUAUAGGUAUGGGAUCUAUGCGAGACAGUGGAUUCUCUCGUGGCAAUGACUAUGGCAUGUUCAGCCGACGAUCACCUCCACCAAGUGGCAACAACGGCCGGUUCAGUAGAGGCAUGUACGAGGACUUCAGCCGAGACUCGUUCGACGACCGUAGGGAAGGCCUUCUCUUGGGCAUGGGCAACCCCCUGCUCGAUAUAUCUGCAACUGUCGAUGAAGAUUUUCUCAAGAAAUAUGAUUUGAAAGCAAAUGAUGCUAUUCUCGCUGAUGAAAAACAUAAGACCUUGUACGAUGAACUGAUCGAGCAAUAUAGGGCUGACUUCAUUGCUGGAGGCUCCACGCAAAAUUCCAUGCGAGUAGCACAAUGGUUCCUUGAAAAGCCAAAAGUUGCUUCACUUAUGGGAUGUGUUGGAAAUGAUAAAUAUGCCAAAAUAUUGGAGGAUAAGGCACGUGCAGAUGGAUUGAAAGUACAUUACCAAUAUACAGACAAAGAACCGACUGGUACUUGCGCUGUACUAAUCACAGGUAGAGAAAGAUCCUUAUGCGCAAAUUUAGCUGCGGCAAAUUGUUUUUCUACGUCACAUAUACACGUACCUGAAAAUAAAGAAUUGAUAGAUGCCGCCGAAUUCAUUUAUAUUUCGGGAUUUUUUUUAACUGUGAGCCCCGAAACGAUACUAGAAGUUGCAGCCCAUGCUCUUGAUAAGAAUAAAAUGUUUCUCAUGAAUUUAAGUGCACCUUUCUUGUCCGAGUUGUUUAAAAAGCCAAUGAGAGCAGCCUUGCCCUACGUUGACGUUCUAUUUGGAAACGAAACAGAAGCAGAAACAUUUGCAACUGUAAACGAAUUAGGAACAAAGGACAUUAAAGAAAUUGCGUUGGAAAUUGUAAAAUUGGAAAAGAUUAACGAUAAAAGAAAACGCAUCGUUAUUUUAACUCAAGGUCAUGGACCUGUUAUUUUAGCCAAGGAUAAUACGAUAACCGAAUUUCCUGUUGAUCAAAUACCUGAAGAAAAAGUUGUUGAUACUAACGGAGCUGGGGAUGCAUUUGUCGGAGGAUUUCUGUCUCAGUUAAUCCAGGAAAAAAGUUUAGAAACUUGUAUCAAAUGUGGUAUUUGGGCAGCAGCGCAAAUCAUACAGCGGUCCGGAUGUACUUACGAAGGCAAGCCUGAUUUUACACCUUGACAAAUAAUUAUUUUUUAUUUAGUGCAAUAUUGUUGUAUAUAAUAUAAUGUGUAAUGUACUUAAAUAAAUGCUGUACAAUUGAUUUUA
Molecule: messenger RNA, 2300 nt
Organism: Athalia rosae (coleseed sawfly)
Lineage: Eukaryota; Metazoa; Arthropoda; Insecta; Hymenoptera; Athaliidae
Product: adenosine kinase 2
Exons: 9
Coding region: 180-2213 (677 amino acids)
Biological process (GO): purine ribonucleoside salvage
Cellular component (GO): nucleus; cytosol
Molecular function (GO): zinc ion binding; RNA binding; adenosine kinase activity
Source: RefSeq, a predicted model, not a curated record